GACGACAAUGACAUCCAGUUUGUUUUUAAGGACAUAACCUCAAAAUACUAAUUAUUAUAAUUUGUAAAAUAUGCAAGAUAGACUGAAACGUUUGCUGAAAAUCUUGAAAAUAGCUACAAUAAGUGGUACAGGAGGAUUGUUUGUCUUUUAUCAUAUCAGGACUACGUAUAAGGCUUUGAGUAGUAUUGUGAAUCAUAACGUUCUCGACUUGCAGAAGAAACACACUCCGGAAUAUAUUUACAUAGACGACCCCUCGUACAGUGUUGCUUUAAGAAUCGAGCAGGAUAGAGAAACCAAACAGUCGGGCUUUUUUCGUCUUUGGAAGAGUCUAAAACACUCGUUGGCGUGGAGGUUGUUGUGGUUGUGUCGACAUGGAAAUUACGAGCAACGAAAUAUCGCAUUGGAAAAACUAGCGUCAUUUAAAAAUAAUAAGCAUUGGGAUUGCCUGAAAUUGGCUCAAGCAAUGGACAUGAAGACCGCCGUGCUUCUCGCAAGGACCAGAGGCGCUGACUUGCGGUAUUUCUUGCCUCCUCCACUGCAUGUAAGAAGAGCUGCUGCCCAUCCAACAUUAAUGUCUUUCACAUUCCGGGACAUGAUUAGCGCUGUGGACUCAAUAAAUCCCCACAGUUGCAUUCAACAUUUUCUUGCAAAACAUUUUGCCAAUGUCCAGGAACAAGCUAUGGAUGCAGAACAUGUGCCAGCUAAACCAGACAGUAUCAGUGAACGUGAUCUUUGCAUAUUGUGUCUUGAUGCACUGCAUCAUCAUAUCAGUCUUUAUUAUGGUAAUACUUAUCAGGAAGAUGAAUCUAGUGUUAGGUUAAUUAAAAUGGGUUUACUGCCAAAACUUGCAGAGUUAAUGCUGAGAAACCAAAAUGAUAGUGAUUUGGAUUAUGCUGUUCUUAGGAUUCUCACUGUUUUAACAGUAUACAAAAUUUUGCUCAAAGAUUUCUUCCAAAGUGGACUUAUAAGAGAAUUGUCAAGGCUAUUGAGGUCAAAUGAUAUUCGCCUAGCAAGUUCAGCUGCAGUAUGCUUAGCCAAUUUGUCAGGAGAGUUUAGUUAUAAACCAGGACUAUACUUGUUACACCCCUUGUACAGAACAAAAACUACGCAUAAAUGCGACACUCUCUUGGUUCAUGGCCUUAGAGGGGGGGUAUUUGUUACAUGGAGGCAAAGGGACAAGAAAUGUGCUGAACCUAUUGGUAUAAUAGAGGUCACAAUAUCAGAAAAUGAUUGUGACCCCUGUGAAGAUUCAACACCUUAUUUGGAUCCAGAAUUGAAACAAGUAAUUGAAGAUUUGAAGGUGUUGGAAGAACAAACAAUAUUAGCAGACUAUGAAGUAGUUCUACAUGAUAUACCUUUAGAAGCAAAAAGGGACUUUACUAAUAUGGAAUAUGCAACAGAUAGAAAGUUACAAGCAUUAACAGAAGAAGCCCAUGACAAUUGUCACCACACUCAUUGCUGGCCAAAAGAAUGGCUACCACAAGACUGUGAAAAUUUACGAAUCUUAGGAGUAAACUAUUGGAGCUGUCUGUCUGAAUGGCUGGAGCGCUGUCCUCAGCAGUCAGCAGAAAUAGCCAGUAAAGCCUUGGAGCUUGGACCCCAGUUGAAGGCUGCUGGUGUAGGAAGAAAAGACACACCAAUUGUGUGGUUGGCUCAUUCAAUGGGUGGGUUAAUAGUCAAACAAAUACUUAUAGAAGCGGCACAGUCUUCUGAAGAAGAGAAUAAAAAAAUAUGUGAUAAUACAAAAGCGAUUUUGUUCUUCAGUACUCCCCAUACUGGCAGCUCUUUAGCUAAAAUGCCUCGUCCUGCUGCAGCUAUUCUCUGGCCUUCAAAUGAUGUCAGGCAAUUAGAAGAGAAUUCACCAGUAUUAUUAGAGUUGCAGCAUAAUUUUAUAACAUUUGCUGAUUUGUAUGACUGGGAAACAAUUAGUUUUGCUGAAACUUUACCUACUUUGAUCACAGCAUUUAAAGUUCCAGUGCAUUUUGUGGAAGCUAGUUCAGCCGAUGUAGGCCGCGGCGUUUUUUAUCGGCUGCCGCUUGACCACUUGGCUAUUUGUAAGCCGGCGACACGACAGUCUAUCAUAUACAGGACAGUAUCGGACGUGAUCAAAAGGGCCACAACCAAAGACAUGGAGCUGAAACAUGCAUAUACAUUUUUACAAUGGUUGAUAAAUAUUGUGCUUUGGCUACUCAGUUAUACAAAUAUAGAAACAAUUGAUGAAACUCAUGCAACUGAUGGACUUAAGUGGUUUGAAAGAUUGUUGCUGGACACUUUUUCUGAUUUUUAAAAUUGUACUUUAAAUAAUAAGCAAUUUACUCAAUAAAAUAU
Messenger RNA from Hyposmocoma kahamanoa, 2328 nucleotides. Its product is annotated as protein SERAC1. Bases 71 to 2287 code for a protein of 738 amino acids. The transcript has a single exon. The record is from RefSeq and is a predicted model, not a curated record. Gene Ontology annotation, molecular function: protein binding. NCBI's taxonomy places the organism in Eukaryota, Metazoa, Arthropoda, Insecta, Lepidoptera, Cosmopterigidae.